UUACAAAUGGGCUCAGCAAUAAUAUCCAAAUCUGUUACAAAAUCACGAAUAAAAGAAAAUAUUGAAAUCUUUGAUUUUAAUCUAACAUUAAGUGAAACGUCGAAAAUUCAAGCACUAGAAACGGGAAAUCGGUUAAUAACAUACGAAAGUGCUAGAAAUGAUAAAUUUUAUCCCUUCAACAUACCAUACUAAGUUACUCUUUUUUACAAUUGCAUGAUCGAUAUCGUUAUUUUUACUUUAUACAUCGAGAAUUAUACUAUUUUAUUAUUGAAUAAAAUUAUAAAUCCUUUUUAUAUACGUUUUUUAUUUAAAAUCUAAGAUAAGUUGAACAAUAUAUAACUAAAGACCAUUAUAACAUAUUAGCCAAAUUAGAAAGAGAACUAGUUAAAUCAAUUUAAACGCUAAAUGUCAGUGAAAAUUUGCGGUCGUUAAGUCGUUACUGUAUUCUCAUGUAAACAAGUUGAUGUAUGUAUAUAAAUAGUACCGGUAUACUGGAAAUUCUAUCGCUGUAAUACUUCCAUCAGUUAGCAACGUGAUUUAAAGCAGUAAACAUGGCUGUACCUACCUGGACUUUCAACGAUGGAAAUAAAAUUCCAGCAAUUGGACUUGGAACAUAUUUGUCCAAGCCAGGGGAAGUAGAAAUAGCUGUAAAGUAUGCUAUUGAUAUAGGCUAUCGACACAUUGAUACCGCAUCAUUUUAUGACAAUGAAAAAGAAGUUGGCGAUGCUAUUCGAGAAAAAAUUGAGGAAGGAGUAAUUAAGAGAGAAGAUAUUUUCGUCACAACAAAACUUUGGAGUAAUACCCAUAAAGAAGAUCAAGUCGUUCCAACAUGUAAAAAGUCGUUGGCAAAUCUUGGAUUAGAGUAUGUUGAUCUCUAUCUUAUUCACUGGCCAUUUGCAUUUAAAGAAGGCGAUGAACUUUUACCAAAAGAUGCCUCAGGAAAAUUAUUACUUUCUGACACUGAUUAUCUAGAAACAUGGAAAGGAAUGGAGGAAUGCAAACGUCAAGGUCUUGCGCGAAGUAUUGGCGUCAGUAAUUUCAAUUCAGAGCAAAUUACAAGAUUGCUUGAAGCAGCUAAAAUUAAACCAGUUAAUAAUCAGGUCGAGGUAUCGCUGAAAUUGAACCAAAAGGCUUUAAUUGAGUUUUGUAAAAAACACGAUAUUACAGUUACUGGAUAUUCGCCAUUGGGAAGACCAGGAAAUCGCUAUGGAAUAACAAAUGCAUGGGAUGAUCCUAUAAUCCAAGAACUUGUAAAAAAAUAUGGAAAAACACCUGCACAAAUUGCAUGCAGAUUUGUGUCACAAUUGGGUGCAAUACCAAUACCAAAAUCAGUGACCAAAUCACGUAUUAAGGAAAAUUUUGAAAUCUUUGAUUUCUCGCUAACCGAUGAAGAAAUUAAUUCUAUACAAUCAAUUGCAACGGGAGAAAGAGUUGCCCCAAUGGAAGACGCUAAAGAGUCAAAGUACUACCCAUUCAACAUUCCGUUUUAAAUUUGAUAGAAAAAACAUUGAUGAAUCGAAUACGCCUUUUAAUACAAAUAUUAUUUAUAUAAAUGUAUGAUGAAAUUAAUGCAAAAAUAUAAGUAAUAAAUAUAUAAUUUUAAAGUAUA
This is a messenger RNA of Nasonia vitripennis (jewel wasp), 1609 nucleotides long. RefSeq names its product 1,5-anhydro-D-fructose reductase. Lineage: Eukaryota; Metazoa; Arthropoda; Insecta; Hymenoptera; Pteromalidae. Gene Ontology annotation, cellular component: cytosol. The record is from RefSeq and is a predicted model, not a curated record. Bases 552 to 1490 code for a protein of 312 amino acids. Gene Ontology annotation, molecular function: aldose reductase (NADPH) activity. The transcript is spliced from 8 exons.